UUUCUCUCUUAAUUUCUUUUCUUUUCUUUCUCUCCAAACAUGAAUUCUCUAAAACCAUAUGUUUUAUUUUUAUUCUUAAUCUUUAUACCCUUCCUUGCUAAUAAUUUUGUUGUUUUUGUUAACUCCGUAACUUCUUCUUCGUCGUCGGAUAAUGAAUACACCACUUUUUUCGACGCCAUAACUUCCAUAAAUUCAAAGGCUUCUUCAAUGUCCGAUAAGAACCAAAGUUCGUCGUCUGCUUCACGUGCUUCUUCCAGCAGCUGCGAGGUAUGGGAAGUGAACUGCUCCAAGGCGGUGUUGGGACUGGCCCUGAAGCGCGAGAACGUAGAGUGGAUUAAAGUGUUGAGAAGGAAGAUACAUGAGAACCCUGAGCUUGCUUUUGAAGAGUAUGAAACGAGUAAGCUGAUUCGAGCCGAGUUAGAUCGGAUGGAGAUUGAAUAUAGGUACCCUUUGGCGAAAACGGGUAUUCGGGCUUGGAUUGGAACCGGUGGCCCGCCCUUUGUUGCCAUCCGAGCUGACAUGGAUGCUCUUCCUAUACAGGAAGCUGUAGAAUGGGAGCAUAAAAGCAAAGUUCCCGGGAAAAUGCAUGCUUGUGGGCACGAUGCACAUGUUGCAAUGCUCGUUGGUGCUGCCAAAAUAUUGAAGAAUAGAGAACACCUUUUGAAGGGAACUGUUGUACUGCUCUUUCAGCCGGCUGAGGAAGCAGGAAAUGGUGCUAAGGGGAUGAUUAGAGAUGGGGCCCUGGAAAAUGUAGAGGCCAUUUUUGCUGUCCAUGUCUCUCAUGAACACCCCACGGCUAUAAUUGGCUCAAGGCCUGGUCCUCUGCUUGCCGGGUGCGGCUUCUUUAGAGCUGUGAUCAGUGGAAAAAAAGGCCUCGCUGCGAACCCUCACCACUCAGUUGACCCCAUAUUGGCUGCUUCAUCUGCUAUAAUUAGCCUACAAGGAAUUGUUUCUCGCGAAUCAAAUCCAUUGGACUCCCAGGUCGUAUCUGUAACUUCAUUCAAUGGAGGCAGUGAUCUUGAUAUGAUCCCUGACACGGUGGUAAUUGGAGGUACCUUCAGGGCUUUCUCCAAUUCCAGCUUCUACAACCUCCUUCAAAGAAUCGAAGAGGUAAUCGUGGAGCAAGCCAGUGUUUUUAGAUGCUCGGCAAUGGUUGACUUCUUUGAAAAAGAGUACACAAUCUAUCCCCCAACUGUGAAUGAUGACAGAAUGUAUGAGCAUGUAAAGAAGGUGGCUACUGAUUUGCUCGGACCACCAAAUUUCAGGGUGGUCCCUCCAAUGAUGGGUGCCGAGGACUUCUCCUUUUAUUCAGAGGCGGUUCCGGCAGCCUUCUACUACAUUGGCGUGAGGAAUGAGACCUUCGGGUCUACACACACAGUUCACUCGCCAUAUUUUAUGAUCGAUGAAGAUGUUCUUCCUUUUGGUGCUUCAGUUCAUGCCACUAUUGCAGAAAGAUACCUCAUUGAGCAUGUUUAAAGAGAAGAGGCUACCUCUCGUAUA
Durio zibethinus is the source of this 1500-nucleotide messenger RNA. Its product is annotated as IAA-amino acid hydrolase ILR1-like 6. Gene Ontology annotation, biological process: jasmonic acid metabolic process; auxin metabolic process. The record is from RefSeq and is a predicted model, not a curated record. NCBI's taxonomy places the organism in Eukaryota, Viridiplantae, Streptophyta, Magnoliopsida, Malvales, Malvaceae. Gene Ontology annotation, molecular function: hydrolase activity.